This is a messenger RNA of Castor canadensis (American beaver), 2596 nucleotides long. The record is from RefSeq and is a predicted model, not a curated record. NCBI's taxonomy places the organism in Eukaryota, Metazoa, Chordata, Mammalia, Rodentia, Castoridae.
CCUCAGUCCCCAGGUGAGGGUGGCCCUGCCUGCUCCGCCACCAACCUAAGCCGUGUGGCAGGCCUGGAGAAGCAGCUAGCCAUUGAACUGAAGGUGAAGCAGGGAGCAGAAAACAUGAUCCAGACCUACAGCAACGGCAGCACCAAGGACCGGAAGCUGCUGCUGACGGCUCAGCAGAUGUUGCAGGACAGUAAGACUAAGAUUGACAUCAUUCGAAUGCAGCUCCGCCGGGCCCUGCAGGCCGGCCAGCUUGAAAGCCAUGCAGCCCCGGAUGAUGCCCAGGGGGGUCCGGACCUGGGAGCAGUGGAGCUGCGCAUCGAGGAGCUGCGACACCACUUCCGAGUGGAGCAUGCCGUGGCGGAGGGCGCCAAGAAUGUGCUGCGUCUACUCAGCGCAGCCAAGACCCCCGACCGCAAGGCGGUCAGCGAGGCCCAGGAGAAAUUGACCGAAUCCAACCAGAAGCUGGGGCUGCUGCGCGAGGCGCUGGAGCGGAGGCUGGGGGAGCUGCCCGCCGACCACCCCAAGGGGCGGCUGCUGCGGGAAGAGCUCGCCGUGGCCUCGUCGGCCGCCUUCAGUGCGCUGCUGACUGGGCCCUUCCCCGCCAUGCACUACAGCACCCUGUGCAAGCCCGCGCCGCUCACAGGGACCCUGGAGGUACGCGUGGUGGGCUGCAGGGACCUUCCAGAGACCAUCCCCUGGAACCCGUCGCCCUCAGUGGGGGUGCCCGGCACCCCUGACAGCCGCACCCCCUUCCUGAGCCGCCCAGCUCGGGGCCUUUACAGCCGAAGUGGGAGUCUCAGUGGGCGGAGCAGCCUCAAGAUGGAAGCAGACAACACAAGCGAGGUCAGCACGGUGCUGAAGCUGGAUAACACAGUAGUAGGACAGACAUCCUGGAAGCCAUGUGGCCUCAACACUUGGGACCAGAGCUUCACCUUGGAGCUGGAGAGGGCGCGGGAGCUGGAGUUGGCUGUGUUCUGGAGGGACCAGCGGGGCCUUUGUGCCCUCAAAUUCCUGAAGUUGGAGGAUUUCUUGGACAACGAGAGACACGAGGUGCAGCUGGACCUGGAGCCCCAGGGCUGCCUGCUGGCCGAGGUCACUUUCCGCAACCCUGUCAUCGAGAGGAUCCCUCGGCUCCGAAGGCAGAAGAAAAUUUUCUCCAAGCAGCAAGGGAAAGCUUUCCAGCGUGCCAGGCAGAUGAACAUCGACGUGGCCACGUGGGUGCGGCUCCUGAGAAGGUUGAUCCCCAACGCCACAGCCACGGGCACCUUCAGCCCUGGACCGGCUCCAGGCUCCGAGUCCCGGACCACAGGGGACAUACCCAUGGAAAAGCUGAACCUCGGAACUGAUGUGGACAGCUCACCCCAGAAGAGCCCAGUGGGGCCUCUUUCCAGCCUGGGUUCCCCAAUCCAGGAAUCCAUCACCAUUCCCGAGCUGCCUUCAGAGACCCAGGAGACCCCAGGCCCCACUCUGUGCAGCCCUCUGAAGAAGUCACCCCUGACCCUGGAGGAUUUUAAGUUCUUGGCGGUGCUGGGCCGGGGUCACUUUGGGAAGGUGCUACUCUCUGAAUUCCGAAGCAGUGGGGAGCUGUUUGCCAUCAAAGCUCUGAAGAAAGGGGACAUUGUGGCCCGAGAUGAGGUGGAGAGCCUGAUGUGUGAGAAGCGGAUCUUGGCGGCAGUGACCAGCGCGGGCCACCCCUUCCUGGUGAACCUGUUUGGCUGCUUCCAGACACCGGAGCACGUGUGCUUCGUGAUGGAGUACUCGGCCGGCGGGGACCUCAUGCUGCACAUCCACAGCGACGUGUUCUCUGAGCCCCGCGCCGUCUUCUACUCGGCCUGCGUGGUGCUGGGGUUGCAGUUUCUCCACGAGCACAAGAUCGUCUACAGGGACCUGAAGUUGGACAACCUUCUGCUGGACACCGAGGGCUACGUCAAGAUCGCAGACUUUGGCCUCUGCAAGGAGGGGAUGGGCUACGGGGACCGGACCAGCACCUUCUGCGGGACCCCGGAGUUCCUGGCACCUGAGGUGCUGACGGACACGUCGUACACGCGUGCCGUGGACUGGUGGGGGCUGGGCGUGCUGCUGUACGAGAUGCUGGUGGGCGAGUCCCCGUUCCCUGGGGACGAUGAGGAGGAGGUAUUCGACAGCAUCGUCAACGACGAGGUUCGCUACCCUCGCUUCCUGUCGGCUGAAGCCAUAGGCGUCAUGCGGAGGCUGCUGCGGAGGAACCCAGAGCGGAGGUUGGGGUCCACUGAGCGAGAUGCAGAAGAUGUGAAAAAACAGCCCUUCUUCAGGACCCUAGGCUGGGAUGCGCUCCUGGCCCGGCGCCUGCCCCCACCCUUCGUGCCUAAGCUUUCCGGGCGCACUGACAUCAGUAACUUCGACGAGGAAUUCACGGGGGAGGCCCCCACGCUGAGCCCACCCCGCGAUGCGCGGCCCCUCACGGCCACCGAGCAGGCGGCCUUCCGGGACUUCGACUUCGUGGCCGGGGGCUGUUAGCCCCCUCCCCUGCCCUGUCCCACCCUGCCCCUGUCCCGCCAGAGCUCUUAAUUUUUAAAAAGGCUUUUGGGGUUCGCCCACCCGUGCAUCCUCUGUCUCU